Messenger RNA from Schistosoma guineensis, 1392 nucleotides. NCBI's taxonomy places the organism in Eukaryota, Metazoa, Platyhelminthes, Trematoda, Strigeidida, Schistosomatidae. The record is from the annotation of a GenBank genome assembly.
AUGCACUUCCGAGGAAGACGAUUUUUUAAUUUUCGCCUUCGAAUUCUUUCUAAAUUUAUUGUUAUCCUGAUACUUACUUGUUUCAUGUUAUUCAGUAUUUAUGUCACAAAUCGAAAUAAAAAUCAUCUUGAUCUAAUUACUAUAGAAGGAGCAGGCACAGAACUUUAUGAUUUUGGUGUUAAUGUUGUUGUAUUUAAAAAUGUUUUUAUUGAUCCAUCUAAAGUCGUUGGUGCAAUUGGUGGCGAAGAUCCUAUGAAAGUCGCUAACCAACCAGAAUCUUAUGAACUCUUGGAAUUUCAAUAUGGAUUUAUCAAAACUAGUGUUAAGCCAAAUAUAAAAAAAGAACAAUUACGUUCGUAUGAAACUAAUGUAAUUACGUUUCUCAAAUCGGUGGAGGUACUUGAUUCCACGAACUUGGAUACAACCAAUAUCUAUAAGGAAAAAAUUGUCUUUUUAAUUACACGUGUAGAAUAUGCUAAUUUAUAUCAUACAAUGACUGAUUGGUAUAAUACUUAUUUAACAAUGAAAUUACUUAAUUUAUCCGUUAAUAAUAUACAUUUAUUAAUAACUGAUGGACAUCCUAUAGGUAAUUUAGAUGAAGUAUGGUAUCAAUUAUUUAAUUAUUCUCUAUCAAGAAUUGGUGCCUAUAGACAAAUUACAAAUUAUAUUCAUCAUAAUAAUACAAAUUUAUUACCAAUAUUACCUAUGAAUAAGAAUUAUUUAUUACAUAUACAUAAACUUGUUAUAAUACCAUAUGGUUAUUCAAGUCCAUUAUAUGUUGAUAAACCACUUUUAUCUAAUAUGUAUAUUGAAGAAUUUCGUCAAUUUCUUCUUCAGAGUUAUCAUUUCAAUAUUAAUGAUAAUUUAUGUUAUAAACACAUAGUAACUAAUUAUCAAUUACCACAAAUUAUUAUUAUUAGUCGACGUGAUUAUAUUGCACAUCCACGUAAUUUGAAUGGACAUAUUAGUAGAAAAAUCAAUAAUGAAUUACAAUUAUUAAAUCAAUUAAAACAAUUAGGUUUUACAAAUUCAUUAAUUAUUGAUUUUAUUAAUUUAACUAUCAGUGAACAAUUAAAUUUAAUUAUUAAUACAGAUAUAUUAAUUGGUAUGCAUGGUGCUGGUUUAACUUAUAGUUUAUUAUUAUCAAAUACAUCAAUGUUAAUUGAAUUAUUCCCUAAUUAUUGUUGUAUUAAUAAUCAACAUUUUAUUAAAUUCACUAAAUUACGUCAUAUUGAUUAUUAUGCUUAUUAUGGUUUAUCAAUAAAUGAUAAUAAACAAUUAGAAUCAACUUAUAUACCGAUUGAUGAUUUUCAAACAAUCAUAUUACAAACUUAUAAGAAAUGGAAAGAAAAUUGUAUGAAAAUAAAUGAAAAAAUAAAAAACAAAGAGUAG